Molecule: messenger RNA, 2209 nt
Organism: Perca fluviatilis (European perch)
Lineage: Eukaryota; Metazoa; Chordata; Actinopteri; Perciformes; Percidae
Gene: tsnare1
Product: T-SNARE Domain Containing 1
Exons: 9
Coding region: 302-682 (126 amino acids)
Biological process (GO): vesicle fusion; intracellular protein transport
Cellular component (GO): SNARE complex; endomembrane system; membrane
Molecular function (GO): SNARE binding; SNAP receptor activity
Source: RefSeq, a predicted model, not a curated record
GCAGUCGCAACCCAUUUGGAGGUCCUACGAGGCAGGGCUACCAGCCAGUAGACACUUCAUUCAGCAGCAAACCAACAAAGUCAUCACCAGCACAAGCCAACUCAUCAAACAGCUCUCUGAUAUAAUCAGUGGCUCUUCACGGCAAGACCGUCUGCACCUGACCAGACUAAAGACUGAACUCUCAGAGUCUGUGCAGCGCUAUGGGGAUCUGCAGAAGAAAAUUGCAGAGCGUUCAAGGGCCUUGCUCCCUCCAGCGCAAACAGACAAGAAUAAGAGUCCUCAGACCCCAUCCACUGAGCAGAUGGAGGAGGGUCCACUGUUUGGAGAAGCAGUAGGCUCCGAGGGAGGGGCUCAGGCUUUCCUGUCAGAGAUCAGUGAGGAGGACGUGGAGGCGCUUCGCCAAAGAGAGGAGGCCCUGCUACACAUCGAAAGAGACAUGCUGGACGUCAGUCAAAUCAUGAAGGAUCUGGCCAGUAUGGUCCAUGAACAAGGCGACACCAUAGACAGCAUUGAAGAUUACAUCCAGACUACAUCAUCCAACGUUGAAUCAGCCAAUCAGGAGCUUGCAAAAGCUAACCAAUACCAGAGGCAGCUGAGGAAGAGGAAAUGCUACCUGCUGGUGGCCGGAGGCAUCGUUCUCAUCGUCCUCAUCAUCAUCAUUGCUGUUUCAGCGAGGAAAUGAGACCGGCCACUGUGGUAGCUGCUGUCAUUACCGUGUCACCGCAGCGCUCCAGCCCGGUCUGAUCCCUGACCCGAGCAGCUGGUUUCCAGUAGGAGGGAGCUGCCCUGCAACAACGUCUCUACUCCAUCAUCCCUGCCUCUGUUUACAACUGCAUCAGCCUGGGGACAGAGGCCUUUCUCAGCUUACCAAUUUGUCCAGAGUCCCGGUCGGAGACUCUCAUGUAAUCCUUUAAUUUAUUUAUUUUUCGUUGCUGUUACUGUUAGUGUGUCUCAUUUCGGAUACUUCUGUGAGUGCACUUACAUGUAGUGCACUGUGAACACUUGUAGAGUGCAUACAUUUCGACAGGGAAGCGUUGUCUCAAAUCGCGCACAGCCGUUAAGCACUUACCGGAAAUUACUCUUCUUCUUCUUCAGUUUAGUCUCACAUUGCCAGACCUUCUUCCACAGCGCUGCGGAGGAAGGUCAGGCUAGUCAACACAGCAUUCCGAGAUAAGAGAAAAACGUGCUCUGAUUUAUUAGCAUUUCUUUAAACCAAUCACAAUCGUCUUGGGCGGCGCUAAGCGGCAGACGGAGCCACGGUGCCUCUGCAAAAUAGCCUCGGGAAGGAACUUGUUUUGGUGGAACACAUUGAAGAGUUUAGAACGCCAACACAAAGGAAGAGGACGGUAUCGGAUGUCCGCCUGAAAAUAGUGACAUCUGGCGGAAUAUCCGGCGGCACCGGAGCAAUCGCAGAAGUGGAACAUCAUGGAUAUAGACUAAUUUAAUGUUUAAUUGCAGCCGGGUGGAGCUUUAGCGCCACCUUUUCUCAUCCACCCAGCUUGUUUUCUCACUAACUGCAACAGUAUAGUGGUACAUAUCGGAAAAACACGUGUAUAUUAUGUAUAGUUUGUGUUUCGCUGUUUCAAUAACAACCGCUGCAGUAUCCUCGCCCGCCACUUCCACAAGUUUAAAAACACGUUGGUAGUGCCGUAGCGUCCGCUCCGUAGCAAAGAUGGCAUCUGUUGAGCGCGAGUAGUGUCCAGCGAUACACACUCAACAUUUCUGCCGCUUUUGAGUGCAGCAUCCGGGUACUGGCAUGUGCACUGCAUGUGGCCACACGUGUAAAUGCAAUAUGUACUCAAAAAGAGCAAGUGCAAGUACAGAAGUGCGCGAUUUGAGACUCAAAUGUUAUCAUCAAAGCUGAAGUGACACAUGUGAAUUUAGGGAUUACAUCAGAGGCACACAGCUGGGUUGUUUCCUGUCUUGGCUGUCUCCUGUGGAGGGUUACUGUUGUAUAUGACAGACCUUCAGCUCCUAACUGUGCUGUUUUAUCAGAAAACCCAGAUGAAGGUGGAGCAGGAGUAUUAGGGUGAGACAAGGCAGCUUCACUGCUGUACUGUAUGCUCUGUAUCUUUCAUGUAUUUGUACUGAAAUUGAUUGUUUAUCAGCUUGUAGUGUUAUUUAUUCAUUAAUAUAUUGUAGCGUUUGUUGGUAAAUAUUGUUUGACCAAAUACAUCUUCCAGAAUAAAAGUCUUAAGUUCAACAGCAA